Messenger RNA from Malania oleifera, 1634 nucleotides. Its product is annotated as syntaxin-32. Gene Ontology annotation, cellular component: Golgi membrane; SNARE complex; endomembrane system. The record is from RefSeq and is a predicted model, not a curated record. The transcript has 5 exons. Gene Ontology annotation, biological process: intracellular protein transport; vesicle fusion; endoplasmic reticulum to Golgi vesicle-mediated transport. The coding region runs from base 424 to 1458 and encodes 344 amino acids. Gene Ontology annotation, molecular function: SNAP receptor activity; SNARE binding. Lineage: Eukaryota; Viridiplantae; Streptophyta; Magnoliopsida; Santalales; Ximeniaceae.
AUAAAACUGCGUUUUGAGUUCUAACAUUGUCAUCUGCUGACCGACUUUUGGUCCGCGCGUCUCGCUGGAUCUCCGCUUCGCGGUUCGAAACCGAACCGGUUCUCCCCAUACCUCCGAUCCGUCCACCAUGCUCUGUUCUCCUCUUGUUGUUUAAAGCCGUCUCUGUUCUCCUCAACCAUUCGACUCGUAACCCCUACCUUUCUUCUACCUCGCGAUUUGAUUUCGUGCCAGAUCUAGGGCUUGCUUCGUCAGUCUAGAUCACCCAUUAUACGCACAUUUCAUUUUGAUUCUUAGAGCCUCAGAUCCGCCCUGUGUUACUGCACCGUACGAAGGCCCGAAUUAGGUUUUUUCGCGGUAUUUUUUUUUGUUUACUUGAUAAUUAGGAGGUGAAUUCGAGCUAGUUUGUCCUAUUCUGUGCUAGAAAUGUAUGCGAAAUCCGCGCAGUCGUCGUAUCGGGAUCGGACGCAGGAGUUUCUAAGCGUAGCGGAGAGGCUAAAGAAGUCGGUAUCGUCGGCGGCGGGGAAUGCGCCUAGCAUUAGUGAGUCGAAGGGGAAUGGAGCGCCCCGGUCUACGGUGGCGAUUCAGUCGGAGUUCAACAAGAGGGCUUCCAAGAUUGGGUUUGGGAUCCACCAGACGUCACAGAAGCUGGCGAAGCUCGCGAAAUUGGCCAAGAGGACAUCAGUUUUUGAUGAUCCCACGUUGGAGAUCCAAGAGCUAACUGCAGUUCUCAAGCAGGAUAUUACUGCUCUUAAUUCAGCUGUGGUAGACCUGCAGAUACUUUGCAACUCUCAGAAUGAAAGUGGAAACAUCUCAAGUGACACCACCAGCCAUUCAACUACAGUGGUGGAUAACCUAAAGAGCCGCUUAAUGAGUGCCACAAAGGAGUUUAAAGAAGUCCUUACAAUGCGGACAGAGAACUUGAAAGUUCAUGAGAAUAGAAGGCAGUUGUUCUCUUCCACUGCUUCAAAAGAGCCUGCAAAUCCUUUUGUUCGCCAGCGCCCUUUAGCUGCCAGAUCCCCUUCCAGUGCCUCAGCAGGCCCUCCUCCAUGGGCCAAUGCUUCUGCAUCUGCAUCUUCAUCUUCCUCUUCAUCACAGCUAUUUCCAAGGAAGCAAACAGAAGCAGAGUCUCAGCCAUUGCUGCAGCAGCAGCAUCAACAGCAGUUAGUUCCACUACAAGAUAGUUAUAUGCAAAGCAGAGCUGAAGCACUUCAAAAUGUGGAGUCGACCAUCCAUGAGCUGAGCAACAUAUUUACACAGCUAGCUACCAUGGUUUCCCAGCAAGGAGAGCUUGCAAUCAGGAUCGAUGAGAACAUGGAGGAGACGCUGGGAAAUGUGGAAGGAGCGCAGGGGCAGCUGGUCCGCUACCUUAACAGUAUAUCAUCCAACCGAUGGCUGAUGAUUAAGAUAUUCUUUGUAUUAAUUGUAUUCCUCAUGAUUUUCUUAUUUUUUGUAGCAUAAUAAUAUUUGAAAAAUUAGAGAAUAAAGGAAAGACCAGAGCUUUUCCUUCUCUUUCUCUUUUUUCCUUUUUUCUCCUCUCAUUUUUCUUAUAAAAUUGAGUCUCGUUUGGAAGGGAAAUAUGAAAAAUGCCAUGUACUUGAUACGACAAAAAGAGGUUAAAUGGAUUUUUUAUUUUU